This is a messenger RNA of Cylicocyclus nassatus, 693 nucleotides long. NCBI's taxonomy places the organism in Eukaryota, Metazoa, Nematoda, Chromadorea, Rhabditida, Strongylidae. The record is from the annotation of a GenBank genome assembly.
AUUUUCUAACCCUCUGACUGUGUGAUCGAUUCUAUUUCCAACCCCUCCCUCUUCAACUGUAUAAAUACGCACACGUUUGCGAAAAUAUUGCACCCACCCAUGAUUAUCCUUUCUGUUCUUGGGCUGUUGUCUUUUGUGACAACAGCAGAAAGUCAGUUCCUAUCACGGUUUGGACUCGAUUCUCCAUUCUUCUCAUCUCCAUUCUCGAGCGGAUUCGACAUCUUCAAUAGGGGCUUCCCAAGUUUCCCUAGUUUCAGUUUCCCUAGUUUCCCAAGCUUCCCAAGCUUCCCGAGCUUCCCGAGAUUCCCAGGGUUCCCAGAUUUCGAAUUCCCUGACUGGGGAAAAUUCAUCUCCGCUUUUGAGAAGGCUACGCAGGGGAAUGGCAUCACCGUAGUCAACGGUACAACGACGAUCACACAGAUUAUUGGAGGAAAGGAGUACAAUGCAACGGUCCCAAAGGGAGCUUCAUACAUGCUACACACAGAAAAGAAUACGUUUAAUGGAACAACCGUUUCGAUCGUCAAAUUGACCAUUAACAACAGAACUGCUGUCUACAAAACAACCGCUGAUGGAACAGUGACGGCGACUGAUGAGAGUACGGCAGCACCAGAAACAACUGAAGCUUCCGAAGCUCCCAGUGCUCCAGUGACCUCAGGAACGCCGGAAAAGAAGGUUGAAACAACUGUGCCAUGA